AUGGCCGACUACGAGAAGGAUGUUGGCAUGUCGAAGGACUUCCCUGCCACCGCUAAUGUGCUCAGCCGCGGCGGCAAGUACACGGGCCAGGUCGACGAAGGUGUUGCGCCAGGCGAGGACUUGCACCGCAAGCUGAAGGCCCGCCAGAUUACCAUGAUCGCCAUCGGAGGUAGUAUUGGUACUGGACUCGUCAUCGGUAGUGGUGGCGGCCUCGCGAAGGGCGGUCCUGUCGGCCUUCUUCUCGCCUACAUCAUUAUGGGCUUCGCAUGCUUCGGCGUCAUGAUGAGUCUGGGAGAGAUGGCUACGGCGCUCCCGUCGAAGAAGGGUUUCGGUGGCUACGCCGCACGGUUCGUCGACCCCGCCAUGGGCUUCGCUGUCGGCUGGAGUUACCUUCAGAAGUACUGGAUCGUCACCGCCAACAACGUCGUCGCAGCUGCUAUCGUCGUUCAAUUCUGGACGAACGCCGUCCCCGUCGGCGCCUGGAUCGCUAUCUGGCUUGUGCUCACGGUUUGCCUGAAUCUGUUCGGCAUCGCAUUGUUCGGCGAGAUCGAGUUCUGGAUGAGUUUCAUCAAAAUCGUCACGCUCACCGGCCUCAUCCUUCUCGGCUUGAUCAUCGACCUUGGCGGUGCCGGCGUCGAGCGCAUCGGCUUCCGUUAUUGGAGGGAUCAGCCUUUCUCGCACUACAUCUACAAGGGCGACUUGGGAGUCUUCUGCGGCGUCUGGGCUUGCAUGGUCUCUGCCCUCUUUGCGUACUCGGGUACUGAGCUCGUCGGAGUGACAUUCGGAGAGGCGAAGCGCCCCCGCAAGGUCAUCCCGCAGACCAUCAGGCGUACUCUGGCACGCAUUCUGUUCUUCUACAUCGGCUCCAUCUUCGUCGUCGGGCUCAUCGUCAAAGCUACCGACCCCGACCUCAUCGCGACGACCAAGAAGGCUACUUCCGCCGCCGCUUCUCCCUUCGUUCUCGCCAUUGAAAGGGCCAGGAUCAGCGUCCUCUCCGCCGCCAACUCCGACCUCUAUAUCGGUACCCGCACGCUUUACGGCCUCGCAGCGCAGGGCCAGGCGCCGCGCAUCUUCAUGCGGACGAACCGCUUCGGCACGCCUUACUGGUGCACGGCGCUUUGCUCCGCCAUCGGCUGCAUCUCGUUCAUGGCCACCUCGUCGGGCUCUCGGGUCGUGUUCGGAUACUUCGUCUCGCUCGUCACCGUCUACGCUGCUCUCGUCUGGAUGUCAAUCCUCUUCUCGCACAUCCGCUUUAUGCGCGCGCUAAAGGCGCAGGGUACCUCGCGCGACUCGCUGCCGUGGAAGGCGCCGGGCCAGCCUUACGUCGCGUACAUCUCGCUCGGCAUCACGGCGAUCGUUACCUUCUUCAAGGGCUUCGACUCGUUCACCGUCAAGUUCAACCACAAGACCUUCAUCACCAACUACCUCGGCAUUCCCGUCUACCUUGCCCUCUUCCUCGGCUACAAGCUCUGGUAUAAGACCAAGCUCAUCCCGCUCAAAGAGGUCGACCUUAUCACCGGCAAGCGCGAGUUCGACGAGGACGAGGCGUUGUGGGCGGAGGAGGAGGCCGAGUCGAACAAGCCAUGGUGGAAGAAGCUUUGGGAUGCGGCAUAG
Molecule: messenger RNA, 1614 nt
Organism: Rhodotorula toruloides NP11
Lineage: Eukaryota; Fungi; Basidiomycota; Microbotryomycetes; Sporidiobolales; Sporidiobolaceae
Product: dicarboxylic amino acid permease
Exons: 14
Coding region: 1-1614 (537 amino acids)
Biological process (GO): amino acid transmembrane transport
Cellular component (GO): membrane
Molecular function (GO): amino acid transmembrane transporter activity
Source: RefSeq, a predicted model, not a curated record